Molecule: messenger RNA, 1882 nt
Organism: Salvia splendens (bonfire salvia)
Lineage: Eukaryota; Viridiplantae; Streptophyta; Magnoliopsida; Lamiales; Lamiaceae
Product: vacuolar cation/proton exchanger 3
Exons: 12
Coding region: 107-1474 (455 amino acids)
Biological process (GO): calcium ion transmembrane transport; intracellular calcium ion homeostasis
Cellular component (GO): plant-type vacuole membrane
Molecular function (GO): calcium:proton antiporter activity
Source: RefSeq, a predicted model, not a curated record
CGCAAAAAACACCAACUGAAAUUCAAAACAAAAAAGACCCCUCCCACUUCUUCCUUUCCAAACCCUCAAAUUCAGACACACAACACAUACACAGUGUGAGUGACUGAUGGCUUCAUCAAAACAAGAUUUGGGCAAAAUGGCGGCGCCGGACCAAUGGCUGCUCGAACACGGCAACAUCAAGCUUCUCAGCCGAGAGAGGCGGGGCCGCAGCGCCCACAACAUGUCUUCUUCCUCCCUUAGGAAGAAAUCCGACCGCACCCUCGUUUCCAAGAUUCGGGUCGGGUGCCUGCGCAAGUUCUUGGCCAACCUUCAAGAAGUCUUGCUCGGAACCAAGCUCGCCAUUUUGUUCCUAGCCAUUCCUUUCGCCAUCCUUGCUGAGUAUCGCAAUUUCGGGAGGCCAUGGAUAUUUGCAUUGAGCUUACUGGGACUCACUCCACUAGCAGAAAGGAUCAGUUUUCUCACUGAGCAGAUCGCUUUCUUCACGGGACCAACAGUUGGAGGGCUGCUAAACGCAACAUGUGGAAAUGCAACAGAAUUGAUCAUAGCAAUUCUUGCACUUACCCAAAACAAAGUUGAUGUUGUCAAAUACUCUUUAUUGGGCUCCAUUCUCUCCAACCUUCUUCUAGUUCUUGGCACCUCUCUUCUUUGUGGAGGCAUCGUUAACAUCAACAAAGAGCAAAAAUUCGACAGAAAACAAGCGGAUGUGAACUCGUUGCUUUUGUUGUUGGGAUUGUUGUGCCAUCUUCUGCCUUUGAUGUUCACCUAUGUCGGAAAAACACCUGAGAUUACAGCAGUUGGAACGCUUCAACUGUCACGAGCUAGCUGCUUCAUCAUGCUCGUUGCAUACAUCGUUUACCUCGUCUUUCAGUUAUGGACUCACCGAGAAUUAUUCGAGGCAGACGAGGAGGGAGAAGACGGUGACGUGGUAGGAGAUGACGAAACUCCGGCCAUCGGAUUCUGGAGCGCGUUCAUUUGGCUGGUUCUGAUGACCGGAGUUGUGGCUCUACUUUCAGAAUAUGUUGUUGCUACAAUUGAAGCUGCAUCAGAGUCCUGGGGUUUGUCAGUGAGCUUUAUUAGUGUGAUUCUACUACCAAUAGUUGGAAAUGCAGCAGAACAUGCUGGAGCAAUUAUUUUUGCAUUCAAGAACAAAUUGGACAUAACUCUAGGUGUUGCUCUAGGAUCAGCCACACAGAUUGCCAUGUUUGUGGUUCCAUUAAGUGUGAUUGUGUCAUGGAUCAUUGGCAUCGACAUGGAUCUUAAUUUUAACCUACUUGAGACAGGCUCUCUAGCACUCUCAAUUAUAUUAACGGCUAUAACUUUGCAGGAUGGAGCAUCUCAUUACAUGAAGGGGCUAGUUCUUCUUCUAAGCUACUUCAUCAUUUCAGCAUGCUUCUUCGUAUACAAAUCUCCACUUAAUGGGGCUGACUCUAAUAACCUCGUGACCUCUCCUGGACAAGGAAUAAUGAGACUUUGAAUUUGAUCAGGUCUGCAGCUGCAGCUGAUUGAAUUCAUGUACUCAUUUCAUUGAAAUUGGCUUCAAGUUUCAUUCAAAGAACAGAAAAACGUGCGCUCAAAAUCGAGUCGAGUGGAUUCAAGUCGAGUCGAAUAUUCACGGACCGAUGAUUCUUGCUCGGAGAUGUAUGAUCUGAAAUGCUAUAUCUAAUGGCGGAGCAUUCAGUCCAGUUCUUUCUUUUUUUUUCCUUUUUGAUAAUUGUUUUAUGAUUGUGUUAUUUACCAUCUCGAGUUGUUUGUUUCACAUUUUAAUGAUAAUUGGACUUCCAAUUUCCAGCUGUGAUAUAUUGCAAUAAUAAAUCCAUGUUUGUGUACGGUCGGGUCAUGUAUUUUUAAUUUUUCAUGUAUAAAAAUGAAUGUUUUCGUGUUA